GGGAUCCUCUGAGUUUAGACGGGCUGAGAAAGUGGGACGUUGCGAGAUCUUUCUGCUCGACCCGACCAUGUUUUUAUGGUUGUCGUACCAUAUAUAUAUAUAUAUAUGGGGAGGUAGAGCCUGGGCUUGAAUGAAAGCUGUUCAGUGUAAAGGCUGCUAUUUCGGUUUUCAAUUCGAUUGAUCCUCCUCUCCUUCCCAUAUAUUCAUCUAUAACGACGAAAACUUUGAUCCUCAAGACCGUAAACGGCAAUUUACUAAACAUGAGCUUCACUUUCGACGUGCUCAAAGGCUCAAAGGACGGGAAACUUGUUGCAGCUAGGACAACUCGGGUUUUGCAGCCCAAUGAGGUCUACGUUGAGAUAACCCAUACCGGAGUGUGCGGCACGGAUGAGCAUUACAGGCAUGCAGACCAGGUUCUAGGUCAUGAAGGUAUCGGGAUUGUGAGGCAGGCGGGGUCUGGCGUUACCAAUGUGAAAGUCGGAGAUAGAGUUGGUCUCGGAUACUUCCGCAAGGUCUGCGGACUUUGCCCAAGCUGCUUGGAAGGUUGGGACCAGUAUUGCGAGAAGAAAAGAGAAUAUGGCACCUCUGAUUUCGAUAUUGGGACUUUCGCCCAUGGGGCUGUGUGGAACUCUGACUGUGUCUUUCGUAUACCUGAUGGUAUUGACUCAGUUGACGCCGCUCCCUUGAUGUGCGCUGGCGGAACGGUAUGGACCAUCUUGUCAGAAUAUGGAGUGCGGCCAACAGAUCGUGUUGGGAUCCUUGGUGUCGGAGGCCUCGGACACAUGGCCAUCAAGCUCGCUGCCGCCAUUGGUAGCCAUGUGGUAGUUUUGUCGAGCAGUGAAGCAAAGAGGCAGGAAGCUAUGGACUACGGUGCCAGCGAGUACCAUGUAUUCCGUGCGGGACAGCCCAUGGAGGGAUUGAAGCCCUUGAAGCACCUCCUGCUCUGUGGGAAUGCUGGGGUUGAUUUUAACUCGCUCAUUCCUUUGAUGGAUAAACGAGGCACCAUAUACCCAAUUACAGUCAACCUCAACCCAUCCUCCAUUCCACUGUUUCCUGUGCUUCAAAACGGAAUUCGCAUUCAAGGGUCGCUGGUUUCUUCACGCCGGAGUAUGCAUCAACUGCUCAAGCUUUGUGCAGCUAAGGGCAUCGGACCUACCACAAUGCAGUUCCCCUUGACUCUAGCUGGCGCGGAGGAUGCAAUGAAAAAUCUCAGGGAAGGAAAGAUCAGAUACAGAGCUGUUCUUGUCCGCGAAGGCAUUUGAGUUGAGAGGCACAAAUGAAGUGGAAUGGAAUUGGCCAUGCAACUUUGAUUUUCUUAAAAAGCAAUUACACUAGGAACGCUAAUAAUAGAUACUAUAUCGAAUUGCGAAUCGCGGAAUCCAUGAAUAUAAAUUCAAGAUCUC
Messenger RNA from Histoplasma capsulatum G186AR, 1403 nucleotides. RefSeq names its product alcohol dehydrogenase. The transcript has 3 exons. NCBI's taxonomy places the organism in Eukaryota, Fungi, Ascomycota, Eurotiomycetes, Onygenales, Ajellomycetaceae. The record is from RefSeq and is a predicted model, not a curated record. The coding region runs from base 261 to 1262 and encodes 333 amino acids. Gene Ontology annotation, biological process: alcohol metabolic process. Gene Ontology annotation, molecular function: zinc ion binding; alcohol dehydrogenase (NADP+) activity.